AUGUCACGCAAUGGCAAGCAAAGGGGCAGUCCGACAUUUGCUCCUACGGAAUCAUUGAAUUCUUCAUAUACAACAACAUCAUUAGAUCAACAACAAGCAUCAAUCUAUAAUCAAUUACAACAUCCAACAUUUGAUAUAGAACCGGUUCAAUUACAAUUCAAUAUCAAUCAUAAAUUGAAUCAAUUGUUGGUAGAGAAUGAUAUUAUGUAUUUAUUACUUGAUCAUUCAACUCUUUAUAAGAUUGAUUUAGAUAAUCCUUCACAAGUUAAGAAAUAUCAAAUACCAACUGUUGGUACAGGCUUAACAAAAGUACAGAAUAUUUGGUUACAUCCAAAUGGAUUUCAUUUAAUUGUUCAAACUAAUGAUUUUAAUUAUUUUUAUUUAAAUAAUUAUUAUACUUCAUUUAAACCAUUACCUAAAUUUAAAGGGAUAAAUAUCACACAAAUUGCAUUUCCAAGAGGAGAAACUGAUCCGUCAAUGAUAUCAUCUGGAGGAACAUCAUCAACUAUUGGUCCAACGGAAACCUUAUUGAUAGGUGCACAAGAUGGUACAAUAUAUCUUGGGUCAAUAAAGCCACAUGAUCCAACUACUCAAGAUAAGAAACGUGAUGAUAAGUAUUUGAAAUCAGUGUUUAAAUUAGAUCAUCCAUUGCAAGGUCUAACUUUCUCCAAUAACAAAUCACAAAUAAAUAUGGUCUCAAAUAAUAAAUUAUACACUUGGGAUUGUUUUGAUACCUCAUAUAAUGAAUUAAUCAAAGUAUUCAAAUCCACUUCUCCACAAAUUACUCCACUUAGUCUUUCAAAAUCGAAAUCCAGAAUGGUAUUUGCAACAAAUUCUCAAGAAUUUAUCAUAUUUGAUCCAAUUUCUCAAGAUUUAUAUUCCAAUGAUCAAGAAAUCCAAUUAUCACAAGUUGAUAACCUAUCAUUUAGUGAAGGGACAUUACACGAGAUUCUCCUAACUGAUCAUCAUCUUGUUGGAUUAACGCAUUCUUCUGAAAAUUUGGUUAUAUUUAAUAAAUUGGCAUUAACAAAACCACCAAUUAAAUUAAAUUUAAAACAAUUCAUAUCACCAGGUGAACGAAUCCAUGGAAUAACUGCAGAUUAUCUGUCUCAUACCUAUUGGUUAUAUACCGAGAAUUCAAUAUUUGAAUUAGUUAUUCAAAAUGAAUCAAUUCUGAUUUGGUAUGAUUAUUAUAAAAUAGGGAAAUAUGUUGAAGCAUUGAAAUGUUUAGAAAAUCAAGAAAAUAAUUUCUUUAAGAAAGAUUUGGUAUUGAUUAAACAAGGAUAUGAAUUAUUACAAAAAGGAGGAUUCGGGGUUGAUUAUACUUUGGAUGUGGAGGAUAAGAAUGAUAGAGAGAAAUCUCCAUUACAUGAUGAUUUCAUUAAAUUGCAAGUUAAGGGGAUUAAUAUAUUGGCGAAACUGACUGAGCCGUUUGAAAAGAUUUGUUUAAUGUUGUUGGAUAUAAGUUCACAUUCCAAAUUGGAUGCGGUUGCUUCCUCAUCGGUAUCAUCGUUGACAUUAAUUGAUAAUUCAUCUUCUUUGUUGAGUAUAAUUUCGGAACGUUUGCUAGUUGAGUAUCUUUUGGUGAAGUAUUCCAUUGCAAAAGAUAUUGAACGAAAUCAAGUUAGAAUGGUUGUUUUAUCAAGUUGGAUAGUUGAGCUAACCUUAAGAGUAAUUCAUCGAUUAGAAAAUGAAUUGUCAAAGGACAAAGUUCAAACCCAAUUAAGAAUUCAUAAAGAAAAUUUCCUUGAUCAAUUAAAUCAAAUAUUUCAAGAAUUUAUAAAUAAAAACUAUAAACAUCUUGAUCCAGCUACUGUAUAUGAAAUCAUGAAUGAUAUGAAUUGUAAAGAAAAGUUAUUAUAUUAUGCUGAAUUGAUUGAAGAUUAUGAAUUUAUACUUAAAUAUUAUAUUGAUAUUCGAGAUUGGAAAAAUUCAAAUAAAGUUAUUAUCAAGAUAUAUUCAUCUUCUAAGAUGGAGGAUUUGAAGGAAUUGAUAUAUAAAUAUUCAACGGUUCUAUUAUUGAAUUAUCCCAAGGGUUCAAUCGAUAGUUGGUUACGAUUAAGUUCAAGCCAAGAUAUUUCAGAUACAAUGGAUUUUGAUAAAUUCUUACCUGCAAUUUUAACAUAUUGUAAAUCAAAUUCCCAUGUUCCAAUAAUUGAUAAUUAUGCUAUUCAAUUCAUGCAAAAGAUAAUCUAUGAAAAAGGAUACAAAAGUAAACAGUUAAAUAAUUAUUAUUUAUCAUUAUUAAUCACUUAUAAAAACCAAGAAUCAAAAUCCCAAAUCAACAAACAAAUCACCAAAUUUAUAAACUAUGCCGCAUUAGAUACAAAAUCCAAAAAAUCACAACUAUAUGAUGUAUAUUUCAUCCUAAGAUUAUGUAUUUCUCAUCAAGCAUACCAACCCGCAAUAUUCAUCUUAAUUCAAGAAUUAAAUUUAUUCGAUCAAGCUUUGGAACUUGCAUUAAAUAAUGAUUUGAUUAAUUUGGGUGAAUUUGUCCUCACGAAAUAUGAUGAAUAUAUCAAUAAGAAUAAAGAAGUUGGAAUAUUGAAAUAUAAUGAGGAAAAUGACCAUUAUUAUGCACAUGGUGAUGAUGAUAAUCAUAAACCUGAAGAAGAUUUUCUUAAUAGAAUAAAAUUGGAGGAAGCUAGUUAUAGUGAGAGGAAGAAGUUAUGGCUUAGGUUUUCGAAACAUUUGAUUGAAUGGGUAUGUAAGGGAAGAAAAGUGGGGAUUCCUGUCAUUGAUGAUGAGGAUGAGGGUGAUAGUAAUGAGAUCAAAGAGCCUACUCGGAAAGAUUCUAAGGAAUCAAAUCCUAUCAAAGGCUUAACGAAUGAUAUUGCCAAUUCGAUAACUGGUGCCAGUAACCAAUCCGAUAAAGAUGCUAUAAAUGCUCUUCAAGUGAAAAAACUAAAUAAAGUCUUGACAUAUAUCUUACAAUUAUCCAAUUCAGGAACUAAUACCAAUAAUGUACUUGGGUUAAAAGACUUAUUACCAUUAUUCCCCGAAACUAUCAUGAUCAAUAAUUUCAAGGAUGAAAUCGUAAACUCAUUAAAUCAAUACAAUAACAAAAUCAACCAACUUUCAAUGGAAAUGAAAGAAUCAUUAACCAUCUCAUCCAAAUUAAAACAACAAGUCCGUGAUUCUACCAAAAUCACCAAUCAAGCCAAAAUCUAUUCUAUAAUUGAACCAGGUGAACCAUGUCAUUUAUGUAAUAAAUUAUUAGUUGGACAAAAUUUUAUAUUUUUCCCCAAUUGUCAUCAUGGAUUUCAUAAAGAAUGUUUAAUGAGAAAUUAUUUUAAAUUACCAAAUUUAAAUUAUAAAUUUAAAAAGAUUUAUCAAAGUUUUAAACGAGAUCCAAGUGUGGUUAAUAAACGAGAAUUAGAUGAUAUUUUAACAAAAGAAUGUAUCUUGUGUAAUGAGAUGAAUAUUAAUUUAUGUGAUAAUGGUUUAAUUGAUUAUAAUAAAGAUCAAGAAGAAAUGAAACAUUGGGAAUUAUAA
Molecule: messenger RNA, 3495 nt
Organism: Hemisphaericaspora subhashii
Lineage: Eukaryota; Fungi; Ascomycota; Pichiomycetes; Serinales; Debaryomycetaceae
Product: PEP3
Exons: 1
Coding region: 1-3495 (1164 amino acids)
Biological process (GO): endosome organization; vacuole organization; organelle fusion
Cellular component (GO): HOPS complex; endosome
Molecular function (GO): protein binding; protein-macromolecule adaptor activity
Source: RefSeq, a predicted model, not a curated record